AAACGAACUCUAAACUUAUCCUAUGUUGCUAAAACAAGUUAUGGUUAGUUUAUUUCAAAAUUGAUAGCCAAUAUUAGACUGUUAACCACCUAACCCUCAAUGUUGCUUAGACGAGCGAGAAAACACUCCCUCUCACAGCGACCCCAUCUUGGCUCCCCUGAGAUGGUGAUGUGAGUACUUCAGGUGAUGCUUCUUGCGUGACGUGUAAUCUAAUGGACGGGAGGUUUCUUCAACAACGACAACAGAUUCAACUACGCGGUAGCUUGCAAUCGAAAAUAAAACCGAAACAUUGAAGCGUUUAAGACCAGCCUUGUGUAUAUUACUCUUUGUGUUUUGAACAUAAUUUUGUUUACCUAUCAUCUAGUUAAUUUAAACGUAAUUUGUUUGUUAAAUUAGCAUAUGUGUUACAUUGAUACUGCACUAGGCCAAUCGCCUGGAACAUGAGCUCACUAAACUCGACGGAGAAAUAAACUCUGGUGAAAGGAGAGGAAGAAGCUUUCAGAAUGAAAAAGGAGGAAGAGGAGGCUAUCACAUUAAAAGAAGAAGAGGAUGAUAUUACAGUGAAAGAGAAAGAUGGGAAAGAGGUUGUCAGAGUGGAAAAGGAGGAGGUAGAAGCUUUCAGAAUCAAAAAGGAGGAAGAUGCGGUAACAUUGAAAGAAGAGGAAGAACCUUUUGGAGUAAAAGAGGAAGAGGAGGUUAUCUCAAUAAAAGAGGAGGAAGACGUUUUGGAAGUGAAAAAGGAGGAGGAGGCUGAAGAUCGGAUUACCACCAGAGAGAGACAUGACUAUUGUGGAUCUUCUGGGGAGCAUCAACAACAUCCUGAUGCUGACUAGACAGAGAAGUGUCUCUCCAGAUCAGAACACCAGAUUGUACAGCUUGGACAACGCUAGCCCUUCUGCCCUCCCAGAGUCCUCGUGUCGUGCCUCUCGCGGUAGCACCUUAAUGCUGGGUAUGAAGAGGUUGUCUGUGCUGCUGGUGGACUGCAGGAAAACAACGGGGCUGAGUGGAACUGUGAGAGGAGGAGAAGAGAAGAAAGGAUCAGAUUUAACUCAUCAAAGAGAAAGACCAGACUCGGAGGAACCAGAGCCAGGGACUUCCAAACCAGCAAGACGACACCAGUGCUCCCAGUGUGGAAAGAGUUUUAACCAGAAAGGACACCUGAACCAACAUGAGAAAAUACACACAGGGGAGAAGCCUUACCACUGCUCCCAGUGUGGAACGGGUUGUAACGGGUUAAGGGACCUGAAACAACAUGAGAGAAUACACACAGGGGAGAAGCCUUACCUCUGCUCUCAGUGUGGAAAGAGUUUUACCCUGUUAUGUAACCUGAAAACACAUGAGAGAAUACAUACAGGGGAGAAGCCUUACCACUGCUCUCAGUGUGGAAAGCGGUUUAACCAGAAAGGACACCUGAAGCAACAUGGGAGAAUACACACAUGGGAGAAGCCUUACCACUGCUCCCAGUUUGGAACAGGUUGUAAUCAGCUAAGGGACCUGAAAAGACAUGAGAGAAUACACAAAGGUGAGAAGCCUUACCACUGCUCCCAGUGUGGAAAGAGUUUUACGACGAUAGGGACACUGAAAAUACAUGAGAGAAUACAUACAGGAGAAAAGCCAUACCACUGCUCCCAGUGUGGAAAGAGUUUUACAACAUUAUGGAGCCUGAAAAUACACGAGAGAAUGCAUACAGGAGAAAAGCCGUACCACUGCUCCAAGUGUGGAAAGAGUUUUACCCACUUAAGUAACCAGAAAAAACAUGAGAGAAUACACACAGGGGAGAAGCCUUACCACUGCUCCCAGUGUGGAAAGAGAUUUAGCGAGUUAGGAAGCCUGAUAGCUCAUGAGCGAAUACACACAGGGGAGAAGCCUUACAAAUGCUCAGACUGUGGGAAGACAUAUUACUCAUCACAAUCACUUAAAAGACAUGUGAGAAUCCACACAGGGGAGAAAACAACAUGAAUUGAAUAUGGAGUAUGUCAGUUUGAAUAAAGAGUAGAUCAGAUUCCAUGUGUUUAAAUGGUCCAUUUUUAAACUCUGACUGUGUGUUUAUCUGGGUGUGUCAUUCCUCCAGCACUACAGAUAAUCAAGUGAUAUUUGGAUGUGAUGCAUUUGCUCCAUUGUUGACAUUUGUAUUGGUGGCUCACUGAAGAUUUAAUGAAAUGAAAGUUAUCACUGACUCUGUAAUGGAAAAUGUUAAUUGUAUGUCUCCACAUAACUGAGUAUGUGACUAACCUUGUGAAACUGUCAUUAUAAUAUCCUGUUCUUGGGAGUCUCGUCCUGUGUUGCAAACCAGCUGCACCUGCGUCCUUGUAUAGAGGAGGUCCCUCCCAGGAACAGGAAACUAUGAAGAUAUGUGCCCAUCACCCAAUGCUUCGGAAUUCAGACUGUACACUGUGCUGUGUAACUCUGUUAUUCUCUCUGAGCUCAGAAAUCAAGAAUCUUGGUUUGACUUGGACUCCAGCAGAUCCUUAUUUUAUAAUAUCCACCACAACUCGCCCACGGAUUGCUGUUUAUCAUUGUCUCAAUGAAGAGUUCCUUGUUCCACUUUCCUGGGGGAAUGUGCAAGCCUCCCACUGGUUGAAUAAAUGUUGUUUCCACAUCAUUUCACUAAACAAAUCCAUGUGAUGAUGUUAGAUCAAUGUAGAAAACUAAUUGGACUUGUAUAAAGCCAUCAACAUCAGGUAUUUUUAAAAAUAUUUUUCACCCAACUUGCAACCUAAAUCCAAUGACAGGUGACAUUUUGUGUUGAAUUCACUUUAGUUGACGACUCAAAGAAAUGUAAAAUCUUGACAACCUUGUUUUAAACUUUGAAAUGUGUUUGUCAUAACCAGCCUUCUGGACAUGUGUACUAUAUAAAAUAUCAGGGACUCCUUGAUUCACCAGAGGUUCUUGUUCUCUACAGUUUAACAUAAACAGUAUUUCCCUCCCCUCUAAAAACAUACUUUUGGAUUAUAAACAUGUCAAUAAAAAAAGAUUACUAAAGUAGCCAAUGUAUCUUGUCAUGUCAUAUACAUCAUAACCCAAGGGUGGUCAAAAUUGUUGUUCAAAUGUUGCAUAUAAAAUCUUUAGUACCUAGGCAUUGUGUUAUAUGUUAGAAUGUCUAUUAAACAACUAUUAUAUACAUGAACAAUAUUGUUUUGUCAAAAUGAAGUUAUUUGGAUUUUCACGAAUUAUCUUUGAAAGACAGGGUCCUGAAAAAGGGACGUUUCUUUUUUUUGCUGAGUUUAUUUAAAGUGUCAUAUUGAGAUGCAAACUCAAAUAUAAAUACAUGAAAACUA
Salmo salar (Atlantic salmon) is the source of this 3278-nucleotide messenger RNA. NCBI's taxonomy places the organism in Eukaryota, Metazoa, Chordata, Actinopteri, Salmoniformes, Salmonidae. The record is from RefSeq and is a predicted model, not a curated record.